GUUAGGUUAGUGAUAUAUAUACGUCUAGCGUAUGCUUACAUGUGUGCGUGGCUGCGCCCACCACGACACCUAUCCGUCAAUAAACCAGUGCAUAACUAGCUACCGGUUGUUUCACUUGUGCCCAUAUCUACGUAUCCAACAGUGGCGACGAAUACCCACAUUUAAGCAAAAAGUAACAUGGCGACUGGAUUAUUUGGAAUUUUGACCAGUUUUGACCACAAUGGACAGGAAUGGAAGACAUACAAAAACCGCCUGACACAGUGGUUUGUGGCAAAUGAUAUCACCGAUGCGACAGACGCGACUGGAACAAAGCGGAGAGCUAUAUUGCUAAGUGCACUCACGGAGGGUACGUACAGACUCGCUGCAGAUUUGGUUUUGCCAAAGGAUGUACAAACGGUGCCCUACGAUGAUAUCAUAAAGAGUUUGGAUACCCAUUUCAACCCUAAACGAGUUGGGUUCAGCGAGAGGCAUAAUUUCUACGCAGCGGUACAGCGUGAAGGCGAAACUCACUCCCAGUGGGCCGCGAGACUUCGUGGUCUGACGUCGCUUUGUGCCUUCAAUAAUGUGGAAGAAACGCUACUCGAUCGCUUUAUUAUGGGAAUGAGGGCUUGUUACGAAAAAGAAAAGCUUUACGCGCAAGAUUUGGCUGGCCUUACGCUUGGCAAAGCUGUGCAGUAUGCCGAAAAUGUUAGCACCGCGCGCGCAGCUGCCGCCGCCAGCGCGAGCGGAGCUGGCGCAUCUACCGCGGGUGCCGCGGCGCUGGACCCGCUAUUAAAAAUUUCGCGCAGUGCUAGUGCCAAGGGACCGGCCGCUACAAAGAGUAGCCGUGUAGGGAAGCCUAAGUGUACCAUAUGCGGGUAUACCAAUCACAAAACCGCGGAGUGUCAGUAUAGUGAUUAUGUGUGUAAAAAGUGUAACGUUAAAGGUCAUCUACGUAGGAUGUGUCCAUCCAAAGUGAACUACGUAGACAAUGGAGCCGGAGACGAGGACUUCGGAGACGAUGUGCUCACAGGAUAAUAAUAAUGUAACUAACCGGAAACAAUUCGCAAUUGGCACCUUUGUACUCUAUACAAAAAAUGUAAACAAUAACAAAAUUACGUGGGGUAAAGGAA
This is a messenger RNA of Cydia fagiglandana, 1112 nucleotides long. RefSeq lists its product as uncharacterized. The transcript is spliced from 2 exons. NCBI's taxonomy places the organism in Eukaryota, Metazoa, Arthropoda, Insecta, Lepidoptera, Tortricidae. The record is from RefSeq and is a predicted model, not a curated record. The coding region runs from base 178 to 1017 and encodes 279 amino acids. Gene Ontology annotation, molecular function: zinc ion binding; nucleic acid binding.